AUGUCAUCCAGCUUUCAGUUCUUCGGACUGACAGCUGCAGGUCCUUUUGUGGAAGUGCGUGAGCCUGUUUGCGUCGUCGGGGAGGAUAUGCAGAUGUCAGGCUUGAGUGAGCAGGCAUCAGCGUCCGCCUACUGCCCAGCCAUUGUCUUGUCUGGGGAAUCAGAUCCACCCGGCUUGUUUCAUUCAUUCUUCAUUACGGAUUCAGCAGAAAACCACUCCAUGCCAUGCGGAGCGAGUGAGACGUAUACGGCGGAGGUCCACUGCACCCUGAACUCGACCAACUGGCGUGAGUUUGGCGUGCAGAAAGUCGCGCUGCUGGCAACUGGCGCAAUCUACGGGAGUUAUGGGCAGCACCUGGGAAAAGGCACCGACCGCUGGUGCUACACCGAUGGGAAUGGUUUGAGUGCCGGCAUGGUGCUGCUGCGGGACUGGGGAUGCAUUCUGUGCUUCACGCGAGGCCGCUUGGUGCACGUGCAGUGGCUAUCAGGGAAAGACUACAUUGGGCGCCAGGAGGGUGAAACAGUCGUGGCGCCUGCGAUCUUUUUCGGGGCCAGACUUCAUGGCUUGCGCACUCUCAAGCGCUUGGAUGAGGAGAUCGUACGACCGAGCCUGCGAACAGUUGCACUCGGAUGGCAACUGUGGCAUUUCAGAAGCGACCGCACCGUGCCACACGUCACUGUGGCCUGGACUGUGGGGUCCAAUACAUCUGGGCCGGCCUUCGUGCCCAAGUGUGCGCUGCGCUUGGGCGAUGCCAGCGUCACCUUCUACGUGACUUCAAAGUGGGCCGCUGGGGGUGGCUAUGAUUUGGCCGCCUCGCACGCGAUCCACGAGGUCAUCGACACCUGCUUACUUCCCCAGGGUAACGAAGAGUCCGGGAGCACAGGAUGGUGGCACAUCACAGGCGAGCAUCCCUGUCUUGACGACCUGCUGGCAACACGAAAGGCUCUGCCUGGAGAGUACUGCGUUCGGACCCUGGAGUUCUACUAG
This is a messenger RNA of Effrenium voratum, 987 nucleotides long. The record is from the annotation of a GenBank genome assembly. NCBI's taxonomy places the organism in Eukaryota, Dinophyceae, Suessiales, Symbiodiniaceae.